Molecule: messenger RNA, 763 nt
Organism: Trichoderma asperellum CBS 433.97
Lineage: Eukaryota; Fungi; Ascomycota; Sordariomycetes; Hypocreales; Hypocreaceae
Source: RefSeq, a predicted model, not a curated record
CUUACUAGGUAUCACAGCUCUAGUGGAGGCCAUGAUCUUUGAUGACACUCCGUUAACGGCUACUAUUACGCUACAAGGACUACCUUGUAUAGCAUAGGCACUCCACCUAUUGUCUCAAAAUGGCCAGAUUUCGCUUGGAGAAACGUCUAGCAGCUUAUCGUCCCCAUGUACCUAUACAUUUUGGCUAUCCCAGCUCCACGGGAACGUCGGUCAUAGUCGUGCCAUUGUCCCAAGUACUUAUACUGUGGCAUUCGCUUUCUGAUGGUCUAGACACUCAACUAAUGCCGCUUCAAACUGUGUCAUCGAAUGAGUUGCAGAACUCAGAAGAAAGUGAGGCUCUGUAGCGGAAAGCGCUGGACAUUGUACCCCAAUUGCUGCUAUCAUCGCUCUGAGGUGGUACGUGAAAGCUGAGUGCACUCUAUUCUCUAUUCGUCUCUUUGCUGGUCUCCUCAUGCAAUUGGGCUGAUCUCACACAUUGUCCUGCAUCGGCUAUCUGUGUCAUUUCCAACCACCUCGGCCACUAGCCAGGGCUCGUGUUCUGUACUUCUAGCGUGGCAAACUCUCUCUUUCCCGCGGCGAAGCCAGACCAAUCUCGUGUUGCAACGCUGCGCUUUAUCGGUUCUACUGAUUUGAUCCAUAGACGAAACGUAGAUUGCAUGAACGCAUCCAUUUUUGAUACCUUUCCUCAGUUGCCAAUAAUCAAGCUCAAUUCCAUGUUGGCUAAAACAUGGACGAAAGCCAACAACAAAGCGGCGGCGGCGGC